Dothidotthia symphoricarpi CBS 119687 is the source of this 874-nucleotide messenger RNA. RefSeq lists its product as uncharacterized. Lineage: Eukaryota; Fungi; Ascomycota; Dothideomycetes; Pleosporales; Dothidotthiaceae. The coding region runs from base 374 to 688 and encodes 104 amino acids. The transcript has a single exon. Gene Ontology annotation, molecular function: heme binding. The record is from RefSeq and is a predicted model, not a curated record.
ACUACCUUGCAGCCACUAUCGGCUCAACAAAACGUACCGAUGGUGUUAUUAUCUUAACAACCACUUUUAAAACACGGUCACAGGGCUUUACUACUGCGUAAUUUAGACAUUGAAGUCCUCCUAAUCAACAACGGUCUGGUCACCGCCCUUCCUGGAGGUGCUGGUCCCCACCCAAGCUUCAGAUCAGGUGAGCAUAACCUCGCGUAGUGUUCUCCUUUCUCACCGAUCGGACUAACACAUGAAAAGCGUAGGCUGAAGACCACCUUCUCACCAGGUCCUUCACGCCGUCCCGCGACGCCUCGAAUUUAACAUCGGCCCCACACUUCGACAGUGCUUCGAUCGACACCUAUCACUGUGCGCCCAUCUAAUUCAAAUGACCGGCUGUGCAGACUUUCUAGGCGAUACCCAAAGACAGGCGUCUCCUAGUUUUGUGACGGUUAAAUACUUUGGUGUGAAUGCGUUCAAGUUCUUCGGUGCAGAUCAGAACGUGACGGUGUUAUAUCACCGCAUUAUGACGGUUGCCAACCAUCGUUGUCCAGAUGCUGAGCAGGUGGAGUCGAACUCGACUUCUUACCUUUUGGAUGAGAACCCCUUGCAGAUUGAACUCAUUGAGUUCAUAUUGCGGGUUCAGAGAACAGAGGAGGGAAUGUGGCCAGACAGAAGAACAUUGUUGAACUUGGCAGCUUGAAGAUCGAGAAAACGAUGAACGAGAAGGAGAGUCUGGGAGAACAGAAGUACAUCACUUCCGAUCCCAUCCCAAGGAAAGAGAGUGUAGAACCUAGUAAUGAUUCGCCUUUAGAUGUUCGCGCGCGUAUAUGUAUGAUCGCGAGGAAAUCAAGGAGGGAGCUCACAAAUGUCGCUGCGGCUGAGGUGG